CCAUUUUGUUUCCGUUGUUGCAACGAGACUUCGUAGUCAGUACGUCCGCCAAUUUCAGUGGUUUCGUAUCGUGCGAAAGAGCUUCAUUAUUAGUUUGAGCUGAUCGCAAAUUGUGUAAACGUUCAGAAUGAGCACCCGAGUAUUCGUUGGUGGAUUAACAUACCGGGUGAGAGAGCGCGACCUUGAGAAGUUCUUCCGGAAAUAUGGUAGAAUCAAGGAGGUCGCUAUGAAGAAUGGAUUUGCCUUUGUGGUAAGUCUAAUGUGGUUUAAUUGUUUUUUUACAGUAUGGUAGGGACAAGGGUCUAUGUCGGUGGGCUUCCAUACGGCACCAGGGAAAGAGACCUUGAGAGAUUUUUCAGAGGCUACGGUCGAUUCCGUGAUGUUCUGAUCAAGAAUGGUUAUGGCUUUGUUGAAUUUGAUGACUAUAGAGACGCCGACGACGCUGUGUACGAGCUAAACGGAAAGGAACUUUUAGGAGAAAGAAUUACUGUAGAGAGGGCCCGGGGGACACCUAGGGGUAGUGACCAGUGGCGCUAUGGUGACUCCCGUGGUGGUUAUGGGGACUCGAGGCGAUCUGCCCGAGACGAUAUGCGGCACGACAGAGAUAGUGUGAACAGAAACACGAGGACUGCAUCUAGCUACAAGCAAUCAUUGCCCAGAUAUGGACCACCAACACGCACCGAGUAUCGCCUCACCGUGGAGAAUUUGUCAAGCCGCGUUAGUUGGCAGGAUUUGAAGGAUUACAUGAGAAGUGCUGGAGAAGUAACAUAUGCUGACGCUCAUAAGCAACGUAGAAAUGAAGGAGUCGUUGAAUUUGCUACGUAUUCCGAUUUGAAGAACGCUAUUGAUAAAUUAGAUGACACAGAAUUGAAUGGCCGCAGGAUUAGGCUCAUCGAAGACAAGAGACGUGGUCGUCGUUCAAGGUCUUCUAGUUCCAGAUCGCGUUCACGAUCCCGGUCCAGAUCCCGUCGUCGAUCACGCUCUCGCUCAAGGAGCCGUCGCAGUUCACGCAGCCGCAGUCGUCGCAGCAGCCGUUCCAAAUCAAGGGCACACUCCAAGUCCAAAUCCAAAUCUAAAUCCAAGUCCCCCGAGCGUAGUCGCUCACGCUCAAAGUCCAAAUCAAGAGACCGCUCAAAGUCGAAAUCUAAGUCAAAGUCCAAAUCCAGAUCUCGUUCUAGGUCCAAGGCUGAGAGGUCAAAGUCCAGGUCGCAGUCCAAAUCCAAAGCCAAGUCUCCCUCAAAGGAUAGAUCGAGCCGCGAGCGUUCAAGAGGCGACAGAUCCAGAUCGCGAUCGGGAAGCAAACACAGCAAGAGUCGCAGCCAUUCUCGCUCCCCCAUGAACGGUGAUAAGUCUCCGGAAAGCAGCAAACAGAAAGCUGAUUGAAUGAAGAACAUUAACAAAAAUAAACAACUGUUAUUUCUCUUUAUGUCUUUUUUUUCUUUUUUUUUUUCUUUAUAUUGAGUCACAAUCAACAGUUAAAUAUCUCAUACCUUAAAAUUUCCAUCGUGUUAAUUAUCAUGCAAAAUUUUGCAAAUUUGCAAGAGUUCCAAACAGUUUUUUAAAACUGGAAGACGUACGUAAAGUCUGUUAAAAAAGUUUCACCAUUUCGAGAGUUCAAAAUAUUCAAUCGGCUUACACUUAAACGGUUCAUGCUACUAUUGAAAGGAAACGUGUGGAUUUUUAAAACUGCACUAUUAAUUAUCUCAUGUCUUUUUUUUUAUUAAAUUUUUUUUUUUAUGUUAGUACACAUCAUUCAACUCUGAUUCCGCGCAUUUAGACAGAUAAUUCUUUAUUCGUACCUUCAACUACAUGGAUUUUAAUGUAUCUCCGUAUAAUAAGAGUUUCCUCAAUGGCUUUUUGUAUAUAUUCCUAACGAUUACAUUACAAUAAGGUAUGUGAUGUGUAUUAAAUAUUUAGUGAUAAGAGGUAUCUUAUUGUCAAUAAAAUUUCACGUCAAGGCAAAUUAAA
Messenger RNA from Linepithema humile (Argentine ant), 1968 nucleotides. NCBI's taxonomy places the organism in Eukaryota, Metazoa, Arthropoda, Insecta, Hymenoptera, Formicidae. The record is from RefSeq and is a predicted model, not a curated record.